Molecule: messenger RNA, 363 nt
Organism: Miscanthus lutarioriparius
Lineage: Eukaryota; Viridiplantae; Streptophyta; Magnoliopsida; Poales; Poaceae
Source: the annotation of a GenBank genome assembly
AUGUCGGCGCCGGCGGCGCAGGCCGUGGUGGCGCUGGCUCUCGCGGCCAUCCUGUCGACGCCGGCGCCCCAGGCGGACACCUUCUCCAACGUCCCGCCCACGCUCUCUGGGGGCGACGGGAAGCAGGAGCGGAUCAAGCACCCCAGGUCAGCCAAGGCGCUGCAGUGCACGACCAAGUGCGUCGGCACCUGCAUCCGCGGCGGCGGCGGCGCGCCCGGGGAGGGCCCGCUCAACGUCAGGAGGCCCCUCGUGGUGUUCAAGGACGGCUUCCGCAGCCGGCAGUAUUGGUGGGUACCUGCAGCUCCCUCUUCUUUCACAAACAGCGAGCUCAAGUCUGAUCAGUUUGUUGUUCUAUUAGCCUGA